Messenger RNA from Hypomesus transpacificus, 2282 nucleotides. RefSeq names its product C-type lectin domain containing 14A (gene clec14a). Gene Ontology annotation, biological process: positive regulation of axonogenesis. The transcript has a single exon. Lineage: Eukaryota; Metazoa; Chordata; Actinopteri; Osmeriformes; Osmeridae. Bases 635 to 1858 code for a protein of 407 amino acids. Gene Ontology annotation, molecular function: calcium ion binding. The record is from RefSeq and is a predicted model, not a curated record. Gene Ontology annotation, cellular component: cytoplasm.
GAGCCACCCCAGCGGUACAGAGAGCUACGGCCUUGCUAGUUUCUCAAUCGCUAACUUCCUGCAUCUCCGGGAUAAAAAUCUGUUUGUUUUGGCAAGCCUGGAUUUGUCCUGGAGGAAAAACUGACCGUCGAAGGCGGGUCGACUCUUACGGUUACACCUCUGUGACCUGAACCGUUACAAAUCCUCUCCAUAAGGUCUCCUCCUGAGACUUGGACCGUAGCUGCUUGGUGGGUUGCGAACCACGGUUUUGAUGAGUUUGGGUGAUUAGUUUUUGAAGUUGCUAUUGUUUGUCUGUGGCGACACCCAGCUCCACCCCCCUCUGCAGAGGAAACAGAGAGCUGUAUCAAGUCGGACCACACUUCCUGCGCUUGUUGUCUUGGGAGGGGAGCUCAGGGGCAGCUAAGAAAGCACUGGGGAAAUGAGCUCUGUCAGACUGUUUAGUCGAGGGGCUGCUAUCACAGCCAGCCAGUCUGCCACAAGAGAGCUAGCGCAGUCAACUGGUGUGUCAGAGGGAGCGGCUAAAACUAGCCCUCCAGAGCUGCUCUGCUGACAGAGUUCCAGAGCAGAGGCGAGCUGGGCUGUAUGAGAGCAGAGGUUCGAAGGAGAUAUUUUGACCACCAUCAAGAGGCUGAGAAUGGCCGAAGCUGGAAGACUACAAAACUGGAUCUAUCUCUUUACUACCUUGGGGAUUGCUCUCUGUGUGACUGAGGCACGUUUCACCAUCAAUCAAAACUUUUUCAACUUUGACAAAGCUCUGGAAGCCUGUCUGCCUAAUGGCUUCCUGGCCAACAUGGCCAGUUUGGAAGAGGUGUACAAUAUCCUGGGGGUCAUCUCAGACACACUUCGACACAAUCCGAUAAAUAGUUUGACUCAGGAGUUCCACUUUUGGAUCGGCUUGAAGAGUGGCAGGGACAACUGUGUGGUGUCCGGUCAGCCCCUGAGGGGAUUCAAGUGGGUAGUAAACGUGAGUACUGACCCUGGGGUUGGGCAGUGGAGGAAGGAGCCCGAAGAGACUUGUACUGGGACACGUUGUGCCUUGCUGUCUGGGGAGUUCAAUGGGACAGACGUUGUGAAGUGGGGCUUGAUCUCCAGCUCCUGCAAGACGGAAUACCCCAUCGUCUGUAAAGAAGGGGAGGGUGGACCCCUGAAGGGACAAUGUCUCCCGGACAAAAUCCCUAACGCACGAUCACAGGUCAUUCAGUCAGAUGGAACUCUAAUGGUGGAGUGUUGGACCGGGGACAUUCACACACUGACAUGCUUUCCUCUCACUCACAGAUGGCAUAGCAGUGAUUUAUCCGUUGAUAUUGGGGACAUCUGUUCAUGUGAAGAAGGCUUAGUGAGGGACAAAUCUGGUAGCUGUGUAGAUGUUGACGAAUGCUUGACGAACACCUGUAAAAACGUGUGUGUCAAUACUCUAGGUUCAUACACGUGUCAUUGUUUCGACCAACUUGGAAACAUCCACAAUGAGGGUUCACCAUCAUGCAGUGGGCCAACAACUACCUCAGUCCCUCCAGAAGGAGUCACCAAGCCGCAUGUGACUCAGGUCAGCACCCCCACUCUUGACCUGACUAUCCCGGAGAGGCCGAGUCCCAGCUCCCCUCCGGCCUCUCCUGGGUCCCCAGCCUCCCCCACAGACGGCAGCAACGUGUUCAUCCCAGUACUGAUUGCGGUCAUGGGUCUGGUGGUACUGGUGGUGGUGGUCCUGGCAGUGGUCAAGUGUUGUCUCAGGUCCAGGAGCCGGAAGCUGGCCUUGAAGAAAUCAGAGCAGAUGGCCAUGAAGAGGGCUGAGGCCUCUAAACAGGCCGGCCUUAAUGGCCAAGACUCAAUGGAACACACCACUGAAAAGGAGGCCACAUAGUGAGGUGCGUGUCUGAUGAAUGAAGGUUUGGACGGUUGAACUCUCUCAACACUAUGACGUUAACUCUGCUUGUUUGCACUUACUGUGCCAGAGAUGCUGUCUUUGAAGAGACUGUGAGUAUGGUAAGGUCAUUGUUCAGUCUCUAACGAAUAGGAACACCAUGUCCUGUCUUUUCUUUCCUUUUUAUAGUGUUCUGUAGAAUGUUCUACUGUAUAUAAGUGUGUGCUAUUGAUUUUGUUUGUAUUUGAAAGAAAUCAUUUGAGAUAUCAAGUCCUGAUAUUGAAGAGCUUUAUGGGAUAUGCCCAUUCUCUAUUACACUGACCAAAGUAUUGCUAUAAAGCAGAUUUCGAGUGCAUUAAAAUAAACAAAAUAUGUAUUUCUUGCACUUUGAUUUUCUUGAACAAUAAAGUGGAUAUGAAUAGUA